Pelobates fuscus (common spadefoot toad) is the source of this 1231-nucleotide messenger RNA. RefSeq names its product transmembrane protein 179 (gene TMEM179). The coding region runs from base 115 to 921 and encodes 268 amino acids. The transcript has 4 exons. NCBI's taxonomy places the organism in Eukaryota, Metazoa, Chordata, Amphibia, Anura, Pelobatidae. The record is from RefSeq and is a predicted model, not a curated record.
CACGGGAAAUGUAGUUUACAAAACAGAAAAGGGGAUAGAAAGCUCAGCCAACGGUCCCUUGUACCCCCCCACCUCUCCCGCUGAUUGCACAGAGUGGCAGGCUGGCUGAGGGUGAUGGGCCUCCCCUCCUACAGCGGGAGGCUGGCUGAGGGUGAUGGGACUCCCCUCCUGCAGGCGUGGGUCUCUGCGCAGCCUCCCUGCCGCCUCCCCAGCCCUGGGAGAAUGGCGAUGAACAAUUUCCUCUUCGCCCAGUGCGUGCUCUAUUUCCUGGCCUUCCUCUUCAGCUUUAUCGCCGUGAUUCCCCUCUCCGAGAACAGCACCGACUUCCACGGGAACUGCCUGCUCUUCACCCAGGGAGUGUGGCUCAGUGUGAACGCCACUCAGGAGAGGGAGCACUUCGCGGUGGAGGAGUGGGGGCCGGAGUCAGCCUGCAGGUUCAGCGUGUUCACCGGCCUGCUCUCCCUGCUGGUCUGCGCGGUGCAGGCUUGGAGGAGCGUCUUCUACCUGUGCAAGGGCCAUGAGGACUCAUUCUUUUAUGCCUUUGUGAAUCUGCUGAUCAGUUCCUUCGUAGUAUUUGUCAUCUUUAUUGCAAGCACCAUAGUCAGUGUUGGAUUUAACAUGUGGUGUGAAGCAAUCACAGAGAAAGGAACUAUGCCUAACAGCUGUGAAGAGCUACAGGCUAAAGAUCUGAAACUUAAUUUGGAAAAUUCAUCUUUCUAUGAUCAGUUUGCCAUUGCACAGUUUGGUCUUUGGGCAGCCUGGCUUACUUGGUUCGGUAUCACAAUACUAACGUUCCUUAAGGUGUACCACAAUUAUAGGCAGGAGGACCUGCUGGACAGCCUGAUUCAAGAAAAAGAGCACUUGAUUGGAAAGUCAUCUUCUCACAGCUCAAUGGAAGGGGAGAGAAAUGGCAUGAUUUGAUACUAGUCAGUAAGCCAUAAUGUUUUGUUGUUAAUUUGUCAGAUUUCCUUACACUAUACGACAACAUAUCGGAGCUUGCCAGUAUGCAAGAAACAUUAAAACGCAUGCUAUUUUUUUUCCUUAAUAAACCCCUCGAGCAGGCAUAUUGUGAUGCUGUAUGUUGACAGAAAUAAUCUAGCCAAAAAUGUAACUAGUACUUAAAUAGGUAAAAGGCCUAUUUCCUACCCUACAAGGUAAUGCAUGCUAACACAUAAUAUAAUUAUUUAUACAAUAAAAUAGAUAUUUAUUCAUACGAUAAUAAACUGCUAUG